UUAAUGAAUACCACUGAUUGAUUGACCUGCUCACCACCCCUCUUAGACUAGAAGCCCUGUGUGGGCAGGGAUUAGGUUCACUUGUAUUAUCUCUUGUCUGCUCCAGUGCUUUACAUGACACCUGGCAUAGUUAUGUUAAGUGCAUAGUGAGUACCCCAUAGUGAGGACCCCACGAGGGAGGCCCAUGGCUCUAGGCCUUCGUGGAAGAUUAAUUAGGAGCCUAAAAUGGGAUCCCAGGGCUAGUGGAAUUCCAGCCUCCAGUGCAAGGUCUGGUCCCGGCAGCCCUCAAAAAGGCCCAGAGUGAACAAGGAUAGGCUGGGUAAAUGAGGUCCCUCAACUCCCGAGUCCCGCCCACUCCGAGCAGACUUAGGUUUUGGGUUCCAGAGGAGUCUGGCUCCCUGCCCCUGAGAUAAAUGCAAGGUAGGGGGUGGACUGCUCACCCCAGGCCAGCCCACUACAGGCCCCUCACCCAGGUGUCCUGCCCCGCCCGACUCCAAGGGCCAACCAACAACCAGGGAGGGCAGUGGGGGUGGCCCUAUCACCACUUGUGCAAACAGCAAAGUCCGGCCUGGGGCCUUUGCCUCCUGAACCCUCUCCACUCUUGACCACAGUGGGCAGUCCCUGCUGCUGCUAUUUGUCAGGUUUCCAGGAAUGGGAGCCUCCAGCAAGGCAGGGCGGGGGAAGGAGCUGACACUGGAACCUGUCAUCCUUAAGCAACUCCCCUGCUCAGGCACAAGUGGAGCCAAGCUACUGACCAGCUCCCGGGGGCCAGUCGCUAACUGUGACAGGACCUGCCUCCUUGGGUAGCCAAGUCCAGACUGGUCCCCUGACCUUCCAAAACCUGGCCCCAGAUAAAAUUUAGCUCCUUGAGCAUGCCAACUUCCUCCCUGAGUUUAAAGAUUAAUUCCAGGCUCUUCGACCCAAGUGUUCCAGUCUAGCCUCCGCCACAGCGGCCACUGCCAUGCACAACUUUGGUGCCGUCCUGACAGCUCUGGGGGGCUUCGGGCCCUUCCAGAAGUGGCUGGUGUUCUGGCUGGCCCUUCCCAACCUGGGUAUUCCCUUCUACUUCUUCGGCCAAAUGUUCAUGUUCCUGGAGCCAAGACACCACUGUGACACGAGCUGGAUCCUGGCCCUGAGCCCCAACCUGAGCACAGAGCAGCAACUGAACCUGACCAUUCCACGCCGGGCUGACGGCACCUUCGAGGCCUGCCGUAUGUACAGGCCGGAACCGGGGUGGGGCAUCGAUGAAAUCGUCUCCUUCGGGCUUAACGACACAGAGGACUGCCGGGACGGCUGGAUGUACCUCUCAGAGGAGCCGCCUUCUCUGGUCACCGAGUUCGACCUGGUCUGCGGCCGGAAGCACGAGAAGGAGGUCUCCCAGUCCGUCUAUAUGGCCGGGCUGCUGGUCGGGGCAGCCAGCUUCGGUACAAUGAGUGACAGGUUCGGCCGCCGCAUCACCAUCCUCAUGGAGCUGCUGCUUCAGGCCAUGGUCGGCAUCGGCACCGCUUUCGUCCCCAACUUCUACCUGUACAUGGUGCUGAGGUUCGUGGUGGGCACUGCCGUCUCUGGAUUCUCCAUCAGCUUCGUCACCCUGAACAUGGAAUGGGUGGGACCAUCCAGAAGACCGUUCACCGUGGUCAUCUCUCACUGCUUAUUUGCACUGGGUCAGAUGGUCCUGGCCGGGCUGGCUUACGGAGUGCGGAACUGGAGGCUGCUGCAGCUCGCCGGCUCGUCCCCCAUCGUCCUGCUCUUUUUCUAUGUCUGCAGGGUCGUGCCAGAGUCAGCCCGCUGGCUCCUGGUCCAGGGGAGAGUGGACGAAGCCCAAGAACUCCUGCAAAAGGCAGCGGCCUGCAACCAUCGCACGAUCCCGCCAGAGCUGCUGGACCAGCUCCAAAACGAGACCAAGUCGCCGAAGGGGAAUGUCCUGGUCCUGUUUCAUUACCAGCACCUCAGGAAAGUGACGCUUAUUCUUCUGGCAGUAUGGUUUGUGGACAGCCUGGUAUAUUACGGGCUGAGCUUGAACGUGGGGAGCUUCGGUUUGAACAUCUACCUGACACAGCUGGUGUUUGGACUGGUGGAGUUGCCUGCCCGCUUUGGCUGUAUCUUCAUGCUCCAGCGCUUUGGCAGGAGGCAGUGCCAGGCCUGGACCCUGUUGGUUGGGGGCAGCAUGUGCCUCAUCAUCAUCUUCAUCCCCCCAGACUUUCCCGUACUCACCACAGCGCUGGCCGUCAUCGGCAAGUUUGCCACAUCAGCAGCCUUCUCCAUCUCCUACAUCUAUUCUGCUGAGCUCUUCCCCACUAUUGUCAGGCAGACGGGCUUGGGGCUGGUGGGCGUAGCAGCACGGACAUCUGGCAUCAUCACUCCUCUGAUCGGGCUGCUCAGAGAAUAUCACCCCGCCAUCCCCAUGGCUGUCUUUGGGAGCAUCCCGGUACUGGUGGGGGUCCUCUGCUUCUUUCUCCCGGAAACCAAGGACCGGGAACUCCAAGACUGGCUGGACAGCCCCGGCGACACUCUCGGGACCAAGGGAGCUGCUGGAGGCUACAGGGGGCAAGUCCAGGUGAAGGAAGCUGAAACGGAUGUGGGGACAGACACCACCCUGCCCUCCACCUAUCUGUGACUGAGUGAGUGGCCCGCGAUCCGGGUGGCUGAGCCUAAGAGGCCCUGGUCACUGGUUGCUGGUGGGGGCCCUGCAGCUUCGAUCCCGGGACAUAGAAAACCCCCUCUCCUCAAAUGCCAAUGGAGCUCAGUUGCCCCGAGAUCAGGCAGACAAUUAUCCUACUACCCCUGUGCCCACCGUUCUGCCCAAGGAUGGUGGCAUUGCGCAAGGGGAGUUUCCCUGCCCCGUCCCUGCCACCCCUCUCCCACCAGCCUGGCCAGCGGCUGGUUUGGUCUCCAGCUGGUGGCAAGUGGAGGAGACAUCCUGACCCUCAUCGUCAACCCAGCGCGGUGGCAGUUUGAUGAAGUGCAGUUGUUCGGAGGCCCCCCGCCCUCACGGCUCCUGGAUCUGAACCCCAACCCAGUGUCACCUCGGCCACCUGGUGAGGCAGCUGGGGCCAAGGCGUCACGGAGGAGAAGCAGAGACUUGCGGCUAUCCACCUGGGCUGAUUCAUGGAAGCAGGGGCUGGAUUGGAUGACAUUUUCAGUCCUUUCUGCCCUGCCCCUGCCCACUCCUUCUCCUCUUUCUCAUCCCAGGAUCGGGGUCAGCCCCUGAUCCUGGGCCAUCGCUGUGGCUUUCCCCUCGCGGGAGGGGAAAAGCGACGGGGGCUGGAUGGCCAUGCACUGUGACAAGACUCAGGCCCCAGCUGUUUUCUUGCAGGCUGUGUUGGCUCUGAUGGGCACAGUUGAGAGCCCUGCACCUUGGGGGGUGCUCAGCCAGACCCAAUAGAAUUGGAUUUUUUUUUCCUA
Molecule: messenger RNA, 3405 nt
Organism: Ornithorhynchus anatinus (platypus)
Lineage: Eukaryota; Metazoa; Chordata; Mammalia; Monotremata; Ornithorhynchidae
Product: solute carrier family 22 member 13-like
Exons: 10
Coding region: 962-2617 (551 amino acids)
Biological process (GO): transmembrane transport
Cellular component (GO): membrane
Molecular function (GO): transmembrane transporter activity
Source: RefSeq, a predicted model, not a curated record